This is a messenger RNA of Pogonomyrmex barbatus (red harvester ant), 2016 nucleotides long. RefSeq names its product angiogenic factor with G patch and FHA domains 1. The record is from RefSeq and is a predicted model, not a curated record. NCBI's taxonomy places the organism in Eukaryota, Metazoa, Arthropoda, Insecta, Hymenoptera, Formicidae. Gene Ontology annotation, molecular function: protein binding; nucleic acid binding.
GACGUCUUUUGUCCCCACAUGAAUUUUUGUGUUGCGUCAUGCAAUUUUUAAGGAUAAAGAGAAAGCUAAACGUGGAUAAAGAGAAAGUUGAACUAGAAUAUAGAAGAAUAUAGAUAAAUUUAUAAAGGAUAUAAGUAAAGAAAAAAGGGAAAGAAACAAGAACCAGGGGAGAUAGAGAAUCCUGUGUCAUAUAACUCUGGGGUUGAAAACACCUAAAUCUUAUAUUACGGAAACAUUGAUACUCGUUAUUUUUUUCAACGAUUUCAUUGGAUCAUAUAAGAUGUUUAGCGAAAGUGACGAAGGAGUUGUAUCGGAUCUUGAUCAAACUUUUGCAAAAGACUUGCAUAAUUUGCCCCAUGUUUUAAAAUUUAUCCAUAAACUAUGUAAUCGUAUUGAUGAACAACAGAAGACAAUCGACCAACUACAAAAAGAAGUAAAAAAAAAGAAAAACUCACCUUGUAUAAAAACCUAUAUAGAUUGUGGAAUUCAAACCAAUCUUUUCGAUUUUAAUGAAUUAUCACAGGAUUGGGAUGUUAACCAUGAUAUUGAAUCAUCUAGUAUAGUAGAGCAAGUGAAACGAGCAGCGGAAUCAGCUUUAUUACAGACUGGUUUUGUUUAUGAACAAACAUCGGGAAUGUAUUAUGAUUAUACUACUGGAUAUUAUUAUGAUACAAAACAAGGUUUAUAUUAUGAUGGAAAUACUGGAACAUAUUAUUACUAUGACGAAUCUAGUAAUACUUAUCAAUUCCACAGUCAGAUCUAUGUAAAUAAUAUUCCUACGCAUUCUUUAAUUUUACCAGAAAAGAAAAAAUAUGAAAAAACAUACAAGGAUAACGUAAAAAAGCGAAAAUUUAAAAAUGAAGAAGAAAAUUCUCAGAAAGAGGAAGAUAAAGAACCUGAAGAGGGUGAAUGUUCCGAAAGUGAAAGAGAAACUGACAAUACUUCGUAUGAAAUUAUUCCUGAUGUAUCGACGAGUAGUGAAAGCGAUGAUGAAGAUCAAGAUUUAGCGAAAAAUUAUCCACCAUGUAUGAGAAUUAUUGUCAAAGAAACAGACUUGGAAGAAUUAAAAUUAGGUUCUCUUUUUCUUGUAACAUAUACGGGAGGUUCGCUAGGCCGAGAAGGAGAUCACUCGGUGCUAAUACCGGAUAUAAAUAUUAGUAAGUAUCACGCACGUUUUGUAUACAACGAAACUAGAAAACGGUACCAAGUGAUAGAUUCUGGCUCGAGAAAUGGUACGUUUAUAGAUGGCAAAAGACUAUCGGUUGCUAAACAGGAAUCCAAACCUCAUGAAAUAAUACAUGGCUCGGUUAUUAAAAUUGGCGGAACAAAGUUAUUAUGUCAUAUUCAUAAUGGAAAUGAAACUUGUGGUCAUUGUGAACCAGGUCUUGUUCAACGAAACGUUAAUCUUAGCGAAAAUAAAGCUUCGAAGAAAAAACUUUAUAAGGAAGAAUUGCGACGUUUGAAAUACAAAUUUGGAAUUGACAAAGAUAAUGUAGCAUUUAAUUGUCAAUUAUCUUCGAAUUAUCAAGACAGAGCGCAAGCUAGAAGAUUAUAUGUAGGUUCCUCAGAUCCUCAUGCUAAGACGCAACAAAGUUCUAUUCACACAUCAAUAACAAAGGACAACAUAGGAUUUAAAUUACUUUCGAAGAUGGGUUGGUCCGAAGGUCGCUCUUUGGGCAAGGAUGGAGAUGGAAGAACGGAACCUUUACCUCUCAUGUAUAAUCACAACAAAGUUGGUCUUGGAUCCAAUAAAAUGGACUUUCCCAACAUUGAACUGGAUUCCAAUGUGGAAAAGAAACAAACGGUAUGGCGGAAAACACAAAAACGUUACAAGGAAAUAAUGGAUUAACUUCUUAUAAAAAAUUAACUUAUGAUAACAAACUUGUUCCAUACAAACAGUUGGAAAUAAAAAUCCAAUCAUUUCUUUAUAUUAGAAAAGUAAAAUGUAUUAUUUAUUAUCUGUCUAACGGUAUUGUAAAUUUGUCCAAAUACAAGAAUGAUUUUGAAUUUAAAAAA